GAGACAGCAGAGUGUAGAAGCAAGACAGACGCACUCGCAUGAAACCGAACCAUGAUAAUGCAAGCUCACUUUUGUCUGACGUAGCCGACGUUUAACGGGAGAUAAAUACUACAGUCUACCUCGUACUGGUGUCGGAGGGGAAAGAGCCGAAACGGGAAAAAUAGCGGAUGGUUUGACCUCAUUGGGGUUAUUUGUUGUUUUCUUCGCCGUUUUUGUGGAGAGACCACUGAUGUAACGGUUCUGGAUUUGAUGGGUUGGGUUGGCAGGACGGGAUGCACAAAAGAGCGUCUCUUACACCGUGUUUAGUUGCGGAUUAGGAGAGGGGGAUCAAACGGAGGAGGGGAAGAGGGGAACACAACAACAAGGAGACGUUCUUUAUUAGCGGGGGAAGACAGCGCCAGACGGUAGCGGAGAGAAGGAGAAGACCGAAAGCGUCGCUCGAAUGAUUGUGCCGUGGUGGAUCCCGCGACGAUGCGACGACACUGCUGGGUGAUAGUGCUGGCGGGGAUGUUGUCGUACUUCAACCCAGAGAGAGCCCUUGGAGCCCCGCAGAGAGAAGUCUCUCAAUCCAGGGCUGCGUCUCUCUCUUCUCCGCCCUACGUCGUCAUUCUCAUCUCUUGCUCGGGGCUCGUCUCCUUUGUUUUACUGCUCUUCACCUGUCUGUGCUGUAAGAAGGGAGGAGUGGGAUUCAAUGUAAGUCUCCAUCAUGAGUUUGACAAUGCAGAGGGGGAGGAGUGUUCUGGGGGUUCUAGCCCCGCCCAGGAGGACAGUCUGUCCUCUUGCCCCUCCCUCCCGGAGGUCUACACCCUCCCACUCAGGGACAGGGCUAACUGCCCCGCCCUGCAGGAUGGCUCAGACUCCAAGUCGAAGUACUUCCGUAGGCACACUCUCAACUACCUUCAGGAAAUAGGAAAUGGCUGGUUUGGAAAGGUGAUCCUAGCGGAGGUGCUGUGUGACUGCAGCUCCUCCCAGGCCGUGGUGAAGGAGUUGCGGGUCAGUGCCAGCCCUCUGGAGCAGAGGAAGUUCUUGGCUGAGUCUGAGCCAUACAGGAGUCUCCAACAUCCCAACAUCCUUCAGUGUUUGGGCCAAUGCAGCGAGAGCAUUCCCUUCCUGCUGGUCAUGGAGUUCUGUCAGUUGGGCGACCUGAAGAGGUACCUGAGAGCCCAGAGGAAGUCAGAUGGGAUGACCCCUGACCUUCUGACCCGGGAAAUGCUGACCCUGCAGAGGAUGGCGUUUGAAAUCACCUCUGGCCUGCUGCACCUCCACGAGAAUAACUACAUCCACAGUGAUCUGGCGUUGAGGAACUGUCUCCUGACCUCUGACCUCACUGUCAGAAUCGGAGACUAUGGGCUGUCUCACAACCACUACAAGGAUGACUAUUACCUAACAUCAGACAAGCUGUGGAUUCCCCUGAGGUGGAUAGCGCCAGAGCUUCUGGAGGAGUACAGAGGAUCUCUAAUCGUCACUGACCAGACCAAGACCAGCAAUCUGUGGUCUCUUGGGGUGGUGAUCUGGGAGCUGUUUGAGUUUGGUUCUCAGCCUCACAGGCACCUGAGUGAUGAGGAAGUGUUGACCUUCGUCAUCAGAGAGAGACAGAUCACCCUGGCCCAGCCACGGCUCAAACUCUCCCAUGCUGACUACUGGUAUGAGAUCAUGCAGUCCUGCUGGCUCCCUCCUUCCCAACGCCCCUCCAUCGCUGAGGUAUUCCUCCUCCUCUCCUCCCUUCUGGCUGCUGAGCGAGGGAUGUCCCGAAGGAGUGUGGGAGAGGACGAGGAGGAUGAGGACGAGGAGUAUGAGGAAGGGAGAGGAAGAAGAGGAGAGAGCGAUGAGUCAUUUGAAAGACGGUGGGAUUCUCUCCGUCCUCCGGCCUUCCAGGCUGCAGCGAGUGAACGACAGAGAGAGAGGGAGUAUGGGAGGGAUGACAGGGGGAACUCCUACCCUCUACUGGAAGCCGUGGGGAACUGCAUCACACCAUCCUCCACAGAACUCGAUGACAUCCUGACAGUCACGGAGACCAGUAAAGGGUUAAAUUUUGAGUACUUCUGGGAGAAGGCCCAUGCGAGGUGGGGCUACCAACCACCUCCUCCUCCCCAGCCAAUCCCGAUGGUCAACCCCUCCCACAGACAAUCACUGGACACACCCACGGUUGUCCCUGUGAUAAGUGCACGUAGCCCCUCCCUCGCCAGCGAGUACUUCAUCCGAUUGGAGGAGCACACCCCUCAGGAUAAGUCCCCAUCUCUUAAAGGGAAAGCGCACUCUUUCCGUUCUGACUCGUUGUGUCCUGGAGAUCUGGAGCUAGUGGAGAUACGCAGCGGAAUGCUGGGCAAAGAACGUGCGCCGUACAGUUCUGAUGAGGAGUACACUGGGCGAGGAGGGAAAUCCAUCCAGACCAUCCGAUCCAGCGAGGUCCAGAUAAGGGUCCCCAACACUGGGGUGGCAGAGUUCAAAGACACCUCCAGUAGGGUGACUGACUUCUCUGUGGUGGAUUUAGGAGAUGAUGAUGAGGAGGGGGGGGGUGAAGGAGACAGUAGGUCAUCCAUUGGUUCUCAGGCCCCUGUCCUGCCUCCCAAGCCACGUUCUAUGUCAACCUCAUCGGGCAACCACCUCCACUCGCGCCCCCUCCCUGCUCCUCCUUUGGGCUACCACCGAGUAGGACUUGGGCUGGGUCACUAUUCCAUGAGUGGUAAAAUAGAAACGAUGGACCCUCUGACGGGCAGCUGCCUGCCAUCAUCAUAUGAUCACUUAGGGUUCCACCGUCCUCGUCAGACCAUGCCCCCCUCCCCGUCACUGUCCCCCUCCCUACCUCAGUCCAGCCACCCCAUCUACCCCACACCCCAAACAUGUCCUCCCCCUCUCCCACCCCACUACAAGCCCCAAAGGGGCCUGUAUCACAGCUAUGGUGUAGGUAGCUACUCCAGAUACAGUAAGCCCCAGAUGUACUCUCAAAGAGAGCCACUAUCCUGUGACGACUCAGACCGACAAGGUGGUGUACGGCGCACAGCAUCCUUGCACAACACAAAGGGAACAUCCAAUUUCCGCUCAAAAGACUUUGACUCUCCUGUACGACGCCAGAACGUAUUUCGCCCUGUUUACCGCAACAUCUCCCACUCCGAGUCCGGGGGCCCCAGAAUUGAGAGGCACUCGUCCUCCAGUCCCACCUAUUCAGAUGAGGAUGACUCCCCCUUUAUGUCCCCUGAGAAACCCAGUGGGGGAGGGACAACCGUCCUGACCUCUAGUUUGUCAGAGGAUGCGGAUCCGGCCACAGCCGAGCUCUUCUCCAGGGGUAUGAAGAGGACCCAGUCGCGCCUCGCCACCAUCCUGCCUGCCAUCUGGAGGGAGGACGCCGAACUGCAGGCGGAUAGCGUAACCGACGCCAAGAUAUCCCCCAUGCACCUGUUUCUGACUGAGAUCUCUAGUGUGUCAGAGUCAAAUGAUGCCAAGUCCAAGGAGGGGAGGACCUCAUGGGAGGGAGAGACAGAGCGGGAGAAGAAAAGGGAUGGGGAGAGGUCAGGGAACUUCCUCCAGCCCUUGAGAGGGGGGAUGCGUCGGUCCCGGUCGCUGGUCACAGAGCUGGGCUCUACAGAACAGACAUUGGGGCCAGACAGAAACACACAGAUGGUGACAGAGGUGGAGAGGGUGAGGAAAGGCUCCAUCCAGAGAGAUCUAUUCCUCACUGAGAUCACAAACACAGGAAGGAUGGAUGCAGGCAUGGAGAGAGAUCCGGUGAAGUUCCUCCACCCUCCUGGCUCCCGAUCGCAUCCCUACACCUACACCUGCGCCCCCGGCCUCCCGUCCUACGCUGAGGCCGAGGAGGCAUACUCCAGGGGCAUGAGGAGAUCCCGAUCCCUCCUCUCCGAAAUCACAGUGGGGAGGCAGGAGUCGGAGUCACAGGAGACGGAGAAGGAGACAGAGAAGGGACAGAUGACCAGAGAGGAGUUCCUGAAGGAGAUCCAAUCAGCAGAGACCUUUUUGACAGAGAUCAUAUCCAGACAAAACGCGACCACCUCCAACAAGCAUUGCGAGGACUUGUCUCAGUCACCCACUCCAAUGUCACCAGAAUACGAGUCAAUAUGCAUAGAUCCUGACUCCUCUCAGACCAUCCGUUUCCAAUCAGAGAGUUCCAUACGUACAUCAAACAGAGGCAAAGACGAUGUAGCACCGGAGGCCAUUUACGCCCAAGUGACUAAACGGGCAAAAAAGAGUGAGAUGAAGGUCACUAUACGGCCUGAGAUUCCAGUACUGCAAAUAGGAUCAAAUAAACAGUUUGUCAAACAGGAAGAGGAAUGUCCCACAGACACGACCUGCCUUAAGGACUCACCCAGCUCACUCACAGAUCCCACCGCUGACACCAACUCUCACCCAGACUCUCAGCCACAGCCUGGUGACUUUGUGUUCUCAGCGAUAAUGCCAAAAAAUGGCCUCCUCCUUUACCAAACAUUCCCCAGUACAAAAACAGAGGAGGAUGUUUCAGAAGGUCCAGCCUUACCUGUAAGAGAAACACAGAGAGUCAGAGAAAGGGUUGAGCUCUCAAGACAAGCUCAAGUUCAGUCUUUAUCUCAAGACAGUGUUACUGGAGGAGUGGAAGAAUCUGAAAAGAAACCCUGUGAUGAUGAGUCACCUAUUUCUGUAGAUGAGAAAGAGAGCAGGGGUCAGAAUAAUGUUGGGGAAAGGAGUUGUGAGAGAAUGAAAGGUGAUGCUGAGGUCAGAGACACAGGGCAAGGAUGUCAGAAGCAGGAAGUUGCUGAUGACAUUUUACAUGACUUAACAACAGAGACAUCAGGAACAGAUAGAGCAUGUCAAAUUGAAUCUAAAGAUCACAAGGAAGAAGGGUCAGAGAGUUCAAAAGGUUGUGACAGUCAAAUGAAGAACAACACAUCACAUUGUUCUACUGCUCAGUCACAUGACCCAAAUGUUGAAAGCUAUUUACAAAUGAACAAACAGAAUUCACAGAUCAACCAAGAAGGAAGGUCAGACCCAAGUCAAAAGAGCCCUGAGGCCGUUCCCACCACCCCAGACUGGGACCCAUCCUCUGACCUCUCUCUCUCCACCAUGACCCCCUCAGACUCAUUCCUUUCAUCUUUGACCCCCAGUUCAGCCGACUGUCUGACCCCAGGUGACCCAUGUGUUGGAGGUGAAGGACCAGGUGGUUGGAGGGUGCUGGGGACAGAAACCCCCCACAGAGACUCAGCCUACUUCUCUGACAAUGACUGGGAAGGGGAGGGGCUUAGCAGGAAGAGCACUGAUGGACUGAGCGUGACCAGACCCGGCAGUGGACGAGGCGGAGAGAGGGGGACGCUGACGGGAAUAGAAGAGAAGACAGAAUUAGAGGAUGAGGGAGAAACCAGGGGAAAGAGUCCCUUGAAGAGGAUUUCAAAUAAGGGAAUUGACAUUGAGAGGGAAAAGGAGACAGUUCUUGAACAGAAUGCUCAUGUGCAGGAUAUCUCUCAAAACAGUGAUGAUGGAUAUAAAGACAUGUUGAGUAUUCAGGAGAACGAUCUCAGUCUGAAAGAAGUAGAACGUAAAACAGGGUUAGAAUCAGAACAGAGAGAAGACUCUGGAAUGUUCCACAAUGAGAGUGGAGAGUCAGAUGAAAAGGGCCUAGUCCAUCCGGGACUCCUGUCUGAUAACUCACAGACCAAGGAGAACAAUGAGUUUAUAGCUAAGCUGUUCUCUAAUUUAGAUGAUGCACCUCUCAAAGGGUUCUCUUACAAUGAUGGAACUCAAAUUUGUAAUCAUUACACAGAAGGUGUGAUUUCUCAUGUGGAGUCGAAUGAUUUUAGAUUCCAUGACUCCACAGACAAAGACUUGACAUUGCCUUCUAAUAGUACCACUAAGACAGACUGUUUGAAAUUAAUAUCUGCCAUUCAGACAAAGGAUAACAAACUUGAGAAUGAAGAACUCCCAGGUAUUGAAGAGAGAGAAAAUGAUAAUUCCAUGAAAGACACUACGGAACCAGUGACGGCGUUACAUGGCGACCAUGACAACAGAGAAUCCAGGCUAUCUAGGUUCUACGGUAUUCAAACCAGCGAGGUCAAACUCAGUGACGAUAUUCCAGUAGUACUGGAUCCCAACGACGGAGAGAGCACCAAUGACGAAGAGAGCAAACUGGCCUCUUCUUUCUGGGCCGAGGGGGACACUGAGGUGUCUGAAAGAGAAGACGGGCAAGAUCUGGAGAUUCAACACACCGACGCCAAUGAGCUUGGCCUGAGAAACUUGUGUUACUCAGAAGAAAGCGAAGACGAGAGGGCCAAGGCCAAAUCAGAGACAGAGAAACAGCUUGCCGCUGGAGAGCUGUGUAACGCCAUGAAGGAGAAAUCUCCUCAGAGAGGACCAGUGACGGGGAGCCAGAGUGGGUCUUUGAGCAGGGAUGGAUCUGCUGAGACUGUGGACAGGGAGUCAUCUAAGGAUCUGGAGAUGAAGGCUAAAGAGCUGUGGAACACUCUGGAGGAGGGGGAGGGGAGAGGGGAAGGAGUGGUGAGGGGCGAGUUCGACUGUCACCGUUUCCAGCAGGGAGAACUGCACCUGUGGCCAUCGGAGAACGACCAGUGGGCCUCGCCGGAGAACAGAAGCCAGGAAGCUGAACUCGGAUUGGAAUUCUUCUCAGCGUUCGGAAAGACCUGGGAGGAGAGGGAGCAGCUGGUGGUAGGCCGGGAAUUCUGGGAGGCUGAGGAGAACGAUGAACUGGCGGGGAGUGAGCCUCAUCCAGCCGUCCUCCAAGAUAGCGAAGAUACUUCUAAUGACGAGAGGCAGGGACGGGUAGCCUACCUGGAAAUAAAGGGAGAGUUGUCCCAGAAACAGGCUCUCUCCAGUAGCAUUGACAGUCAGCUAUCCCAGGCACUGGAUGUACAUCAAGAGGAAAAUAUAGAAAAUCCAGAUAGGUUUAACGAUAAUGAUGUUGAAGGUGAUCAAAAUGUUGAAGGUGUUCAGCUAGUGGUUGAGGUGGAAAACCGAGAAAUCCCAGAGCAUGAGACCAAUGCAAGAGGGAGGGAGCAGUUCAGGUCACUCACUGAGAUGGGUGGAGACAGUGAGGGUCAAACUGCAUCUCUUCUAAAUGACUUGGAUGGAAACAUUGCUCAAGAUGAGGGAAAUCAGAACUUCAACAGGUUGAAUCAUCUCAGUGAAGUCCAAAUGGAAGAAGGGGCAAUGGCAGAAAAUAACAUGGAAAAAGAACAGGACUUUGAAAUAGACAACCAUCUUGCUCCCACAGUAAAGAGUAUAUGUAUGGGUGUAUCUAUCUGCCUCACUGGAGUACCACAGGUAGAUUUGUCAGGAUUAAAACAUAUUGAGCCAAGCAUACGCAUUGAAGAAGCUGACUCUUCUCGCCAGCUUGUGGGGGAGGACAGAGAAGAGGGAGUAGACAUUGUAACCACAGGUGAGGAUUUGAGAGACAUAUCUCUUCUAUGUGACCCGGUGUCUUAUCCCAAUGAUAAUGACUUGGAAGAUAUAGCCUCUUGUACAGAUCUGUCUGGUUCACAUGGAGACAACUUUCAGUUCAGUUCUGUAGACUUUCCCAGCCCUCCUCCUAGCAUGGAUAUUGAUAUGCAAGAAGACAGGCUGCAGAGUUUAGAUGAUUCUUUUCCUAGUCCCCCACCUUCUGUCAUAGAAAUAGACGACGAUCAGGGUCUUAUAAACCUUGAUUAUUUGGGCUCAGAUUUCAUUACCAGUGCUGAGAGAGACCCAACAAUGCCCCCCACUCCUCACACUGAUAUCCCAGAGCCGCCCCCCUUACCACCCACCACAACCCACAGCAGGGGGAUCUCUGCAAACCUCGACCUUUCACCUGUACAUCCAACACUUCCAUUAUUCUCAGGUGAAAGCCAGAACCAGAGCCGCCUCACAUCAAACAUGUCCGAGGAUGACAGAAAUAACCUGUCCCAGAAAAACACAACCACCACUUCCACCACACUUCCGUCAUUGCCCCAGAGUAACUUCAACACCAUCCCAGAGCUGUUGAUCUCUGAGUGGAAGGAUUUGGACGAGGAGCCUCUGGAAGACUUUGAGAAACUGGAGCAGCUGUGUUGCAUAUCUGGGGAUGAGGAGGACACCCUGGGUGAUCUCUUCCUGGGGAAUCUGGAGCUGUUGGAGUCUAUGAAGAAGACGCCUGAGCAGAAAGCUAAGGGUUCUGGAGAGAGCGAUAAAGGUGAAGAGACCUGUGGGAGACCUGUGGGACUUCCGCUAAACUCUCAGGAGGAGAGGCGUGAACUACAGUUCCCAUCAGCCCUUUCACCAUGUCAUUCUCCUGACUCCAAGGACCAGAGGUCACUUUCCAAGAUGCCCACUAAAAAUGGCCUAAUGAUGCAGGUGUGUGAGGAGAGACUGCAGUUCUCUCUCUGUGAGAACGUUAAAACAAACGUCCUCCGGGGGGCGACAGUGAGCGACAGCGUCAUUCUCCGCCCAUGGGGGGACCAGCCCUUAGAUGGGGGAGGAGACACAGUCAGUGUGAAGGAUGCAGGAAGCGAAGAGGAGCCGGACACCGAACCCAAUUCUGAACCCCAGAGUGAGUCUGAUGCGACUGACAGUGAACCACUGACUUCGAUCCAGCAGCCAGAAGUUACACCCCCUCAGCCUGUGGCAAACCAAGUAAUGAAAGCCAAACUGGCUCGCCUGUCCCUCUCCCUCUCCCUCCCUCCUCUCCCUCUUGCUCUCCCUCUCUCCUCCAGUCCCAAGGGAGGGUUCAGGGAGGGCGGGCUACACAGAGACAGGAGUGGGAGACGGAGGGGUGCGUCCCCAGGAAGUGACCCCGAUGAGGAUGAGGAAGAAGAGCAGGAAGAUGAAGGCUCCAGGAGGGUGAUUGUUGUCACGGAAACAGACGUUGGCAAAAGGGUGGGGCUCAGGAGUCUGCUGAAGUCGCCAAGGGAACCGAUAGACAAAGAGAAAGACAGAGGGAGAAACGUGUCCUUUUUUGAUGAUGUCACUAUCUAUCUCUUUGAUCAGGAAACUCCAACCAGUGAGCUGAGUAGUUCCACCUGCACCAGUCCAGCUCCAGCUCCUAACAAAAGCACUAAAUUUGAUUUACAUGGAGCAAACAGCAAAGGCAAAGACUCCAAAAGAAAAGGGGACUUGUCAGUCAAACCGAGGUCGCCCGUGGGGGCCAACCCAGUGACAUCCUCGCGUUUUACCGUCAGCCCAGCCGAUGACCCCCACUUGGUGUGAGGCAGGGUUCCGGAAUCCUCUGAGUUGUUCUGUUACCCUCAGAACAGGGACCUUCUGAGAGUGGCCAGUGGAUUCCCCUCCAACCAUAACCAUUCUCAGAGGCUAUUUUUUUAUCGAUCAGGCAACGGAAAGAAAAGACCCCUGUUCUAAAAGCUGGACACAUUCCAGGUUUAACCAGCUACCAGUCCUUGUACGAGAAAGGUUGUUGAUAUAAUAACUCCUCCCUUUGCCACUGAAUCCUAGGGUCGAUUUAUAGACACUCUCUGGAAGUGGUUGAUGGCAAAGGCAGUUUGUCCAAGGCGAAGAACAGUCUGGAGCUUUGUAAAAUGUGAAACGGAUUGACUGCUAUGCAAUGGGAGUCAUUGUGUACCAGCUUACCUUCUCUUUACCUGCUUCUUUCGGUUGUCUUCACCCAGUAUGUACUGGGGGAUGCACUUUCUUUUACUCAUGUAUCUGUCUAUGUGGAAGCUUGGAUUGAAAUCUUAACUUUGUAAAAACGAUUUUCAUUGCAGUCAGUCAUACUUGUAGGCAUCAGUUGGGGCCAGAAAACAAUCUUAACUCCUGUAUUUGAGAGUACUCAUUCAACAUUUGUGUACAAAGAUAGUGAUACAAGUGUAUACAAUAUAAUUUUAGAGCUGUUUAAUUUAGAAGUAUUCUUAGACUGCACGAAAAGAUGAAAACAAGCUAUGUUUCUAUAUACUUUUAUUCUAAAAGUCUAUGUGUAGCUAUUAUUUAUUUAAUGUAUUCAUUAUUUAUUUAAACAUUAUUUCCAUGCUUUGUAAAUAUUGUUUAUUUAUUUUGGUGCAAUUAAUUUAUCUCUCAGAAUUGUUUGGGACAAAAUGCAUCUAAGUAAUAGCUUCUCGAUUUAAUUAUUCUUCAUAACAAAUAAAGCAAGAUAUUUUCCCCAACCCCCAAAAAUAUUGAGUAUAAUUUCAUGUCUUUAUAACUGCCAUCCUGUGCUUAACUUAUGUCCUCAACUUGUAGGGUUUCCCAAACUGGGUCCUGGGGCCCCCCCUGGGUGCAUGUUUUAGUUUUGUCCCAGCACUACACAGCUGAUUCAAAUAACCAACUCAACAUCAAGCUUUGAUGAUUUUAAUCAGCUGUGCAGUGCUAGGGAAA
Messenger RNA from Oncorhynchus tshawytscha (Chinook salmon), 10272 nucleotides. RefSeq lists its product as uncharacterized. Gene Ontology annotation, biological process: protein phosphorylation. Gene Ontology annotation, molecular function: ATP binding; protein kinase activity. The transcript has 16 exons. NCBI's taxonomy places the organism in Eukaryota, Metazoa, Chordata, Actinopteri, Salmoniformes, Salmonidae. The coding region runs from base 472 to 9153 and encodes 2893 amino acids. The record is from RefSeq and is a predicted model, not a curated record.